Molecule: messenger RNA, 630 nt
Organism: Rhizophagus irregularis DAOM 181602=DAOM 197198
Lineage: Eukaryota; Fungi; Glomeromycota; Glomeromycetes; Glomerales; Glomeraceae
Source: RefSeq, a predicted model, not a curated record
AUGCGAACAUCAAUUUAUCACGAUAAUAUCGAUAAUGUAUCUGAAAUCUUAGCAAAUUUUUUUAACAAAUAUACACAUCCUCGCAUUAUAGACUGGUGUUUAACUAAAAAUAUUAUUGUCGAUAAUAAUACAAACGAAGUUUUAAGGCCGAAAGAUUACAACUUCCAAAGAUUUGUUGACGCAAUAACAAGCCGGGAUCUUGAUCCUACUCAAAUUACAUUAAUUUCUGACGUCCAAACAUACGAACAAAUUUUUCCUAAUGACAGUAUGAUACUCGUAACUUUUAUGAAAUUCGUUCUUGGAUUAACUUAUCUUAUAUUAGACCAACCCAGAAAUUUUAAACUUGAAGAUGUUUAUCCAUUUAUUGGAAUUACGUAUUUUGUGUACGACAAAAUAAACAAUUCCUCAUUAUUAAAUUCAAAUCUUAAGAAUAAGGCUCUUAUUCUACGGGACAUUCGUAAUUUAUGGAGUAUUUUCCUUCUUAGAAAGACCAAUAGUCAUACUAAUUUGGAUUUAUCACCUGCAUUUAAUAUUAUUGAUGGUGGUACUUCUCGAACUUCAAUCCCUUUAUCACUUUACAUUCAAAAUCCAUUAAUUGAAGUACUUGGUUAUGUAGACAAUAGUAUUUAA